CUCCUUUUGCAGGCGGACACUCGGUCGUUCGUAGUGGAUCGGGAUCACGACAGGUUCCUCCUGGACGGGGUCCCGUUCCGCUACGUGUCUGGCAGCCUGCACUACUUUCGGGUACCGCGGGUGCUUUGGGCGGACCGGCUUUACAAGAUGCGAUUGAGUGGCCUCAACGCCAUACAGUUUUACGUGCCCUGGAACUACCAUGAGCCAGAGCCUGGGGUCUAUAACUUUAAUGGCAGCCGAGACCUCAUUGCCUUUCUGAAUGAGGCAGCUAAGGCCAACAUGUUUGUCAUACUGAGACCUGGACCCUACAUCUGUGCAGAGUGGGACAUGGGAGGUCUCCCAGCCUGGCUGCUUCGAAAACCUAAAAUUCAUCUCAGAACCUCAGAUCCAGACUUCCUUGCUGCUGUCGACGCCUGGUUCCAGGUCUUGCUGCCCAAAAUACAUCCCUGGCUCUACCACAACGGGGGCAACAUCAUCAGCAUUCAGGUGGAGAAUGAGUAUGGCAGCUACAAGGCCUGCGACGUCAUCUACCUGAGGCACCUGGCUGGGCUGUUCCGUGCACUGCUGGGAGACCAGAUCUUGCUCUUCACCACAGAUGGCCCUGAAGGACUCAAAUGUGGCUCCCUCAAGGGGCUCUACACCACCGUAGAUUUUGGCCCAGCUGACAACAUGACCAAAAUCUUUGCCCUGCUUCGGAAGUAUGAACCCCAUGGGCCACUGGUGAACUCCGAGUACUACACAGGGUGGCUGGAUUACUGGGGCCAGAAUCACUCCACACGGGGGAUUCCAGCUGUAACCAGAGGAUUAGAGAAGAUGCUCAAGCUAGGAGCCAGUGUGAACAUGUACAUGUUCCAUGGAGGUACCAACUUCGGAUAUUGGAAUGGUGCUGAUGAGAAAGGACGCUUCCUUCCCAUUACUACCAGCUAUGACUAUGAUGCACCUAUAUCUGAAGCAGGGGACCCCACACCUAAGUUUUUUGCUCUUCGAAAUAGCAUCAGCAAGUUCCAGGAAAUUCCCUUGGGACCUUUACCUCCCCCCAGCCCCAAGAUGAUGCUUGGACCUUUGACUCUGAACCUGGAUGGGGAUUUGCUGGCUUUCUUAGACUUUCUGUGCCCUCACGGGCCCAUCCGUUCAAUCUUGCCAAUGACCUUUGAGGCUGUCAAGCAGGAUCACGGCUUUAUGCUGUACCGGACGUAUCUGACCCAAACCAUUUUUGAGCCAACACUCUUCUGGGUGCCAAAUAAUGGAGUCCAUGACCGUGCCUAUGUGAUGGUGGAUGGGGUGUUCCAGGGUGUUUUAGAGCGAAAUAUGAAACAUAAAUUGUUUCUGACGGGGAAGCUGGGGGCCAAACUGGAUAUGCUGCUGGAGAACAUGGGGAGGCUCAGUUUUGGGUCCAACAGCAGUGACUUCAAGGGCCUGCUGGAGCCACCAAUUCUGGGGCAAACUAUCCUUACCCAGUGGCUGAUGUUCCCUCUGCAAAUUGAUAAACUUGUCAAGUGGUGGUUUCCCCUCCAGUUGCUGCAAAGGGCAAAAUCUCAGUCCCCCUCUGGCCCCACCUUCUACUCCACAACAUUUCCAAUCUUGGGCUCAGUCGGGGACACAUUUCUCUAUCUUCCUGGAUGGACCAAGGGCCAAGUCUGGAUCAAUGGGUUUAACCUUGGCCGGUACUGGACAAAGCGGGGGCCACAACAGACCCUCUACGUGCCACGACCCCUGCUGUUUCCUAGGGGAGCCCUCAACAAAAUCACAUUGCUGGAGCUAGAAAAAGUGCCUCCCCAGCCCCAAAUCCAUUUUUUGGAUAAACCUAUCCUCAAUAGCACCUUGGGUGGGACAUACCUUUCCUCCCUCUCAGCUGAUACAGAAGGUGCCUAUGAACCCAUGAAGUUAAGUGGGCACUGAAAGGUUACCUUGGACCUGGGACAGACAGUGGACAGGAUCCCUUGGUGCUAGCCUCAGUGACCACAAAGGACUGAAGGCCAGAAUGCCUCUGAGUGUAAGUACAAGUGCAGUUGCCUUGCCAGACUUUAUUGUGAUUAAAGUUCCAGAGACGGUACCAGCUCCACCCA
Messenger RNA from Tupaia belangeri chinensis (Chinese tree shrew), 2066 nucleotides. RefSeq names its product galactosidase beta 1 like (gene GLB1L). Gene Ontology annotation, molecular function: beta-galactosidase activity. The annotation marks the transcript as partial. The record is from RefSeq and is a predicted model, not a curated record. Gene Ontology annotation, biological process: carbohydrate metabolic process. The transcript is spliced from 15 exons. NCBI's taxonomy places the organism in Eukaryota, Metazoa, Chordata, Mammalia, Scandentia, Tupaiidae.